UAUGGCGGCUGUCGUUCUAACAGCCGAUAUGACGAUUCAAAAGAAUUCUAAGAUUUUAGUGAAUGUAGAAGAAGCUCUUGCAGAUUUAAUAGUGGUGUCCUAUCAAUCAGAGAAUCAAAAAUUUCAGGGUGUGCUCCUAGAUUCAAACAAGGGUAAUUUACCCUUUGGAGUGUACAAUCUCCAUCCAGCGUUCACGAAGAGCGACCCCUCUAGUACGAAACAAGAUGAUAAGCUACAUUCCGUCAGUCAGAGGUUCUCGUAUGAGGAUCCGGAUUACGAUGACAACACGCAGAAAUCCAAGAAACAGAGCAAAGCGAAGCCCCAGCCGCGACAAAAGAUGACGGUGAGACUUCGCCCCCGUAAAGUUCUGUGUUCCAACUGCCAGGGGAUAUGCAACGAGAACAAUGAAAACGUGGACGUGUCCAAAAAACGCAAGAUAGAAUCAGACGAGGACCUUUCCAAAGAUGGCCCCUCGUCGAAACCCGAAAAAAAAUACCUCGCGGGCGGCACACUCAUACCAAAACUUUCCAGACUGCAAUCUAGCGAAAUAACGAGUGCCACAAAACGGACAAACCCAAAGUCGAGUGACAAAGUGCGAAGUGUUAAGACCUCCCCGUCGGAUGACGAAUCCACGAAAACUAGGGAGCUGGCGUUCGUGAGUGUGUCGGACAGUGCGGAGCUAUGUGAUAAAGACGAUAAAAGUGAAGAUAAUAAUACAUUUAGUAGCCUAUUUUCUAGUGCGAGAACCUUAAAAAUUUGUUUCGGUGAAGGGGAGGGCACGGUCGUAAAAAUACCUCCCCUGUCCGGUGAUUACAAUGAGGACUCUGGCGUUUCUUGUGAUAUGACUAAACCCGUCAAAAUAGAAUCGAGAGCUGAGAAAAAGGCUUUAAAAAAAGCUAAAAAGCAGGCCAAGAAAAACAGUACUCUGGAGAAAACUGUAAGUUUAUGGAUAGAACAAUCUCCAAAACACAUUGGAGCUCUCUCUCCCCGAAACAAUGUAAGCAACAGCCCCCCAGUAGAUUUAACAGAUAAAAAACACAAGCACCGAGUGAAACAUAAAAAGAAACACAAAGUUAUGAAAAAGAGUGAUGAGAACUCUAGUAAAGAAGAACCCCUAGAAUACUUUAGCAGUGUAAAAGAUGAUUGCUUGAAACAAAAACUCUCAAUUAGCUUACGUAGACUCAGUAGUAACUCAUAUGAGCAGCAAAGUGAUGAAGAAGAUAACGAGAGUGAAACAGUUCCUGAUUUUCCACCGAAUGCUCCGGAAAGUGCAGGUGGAAAGCUGGUGAGGGUGUCUCCAGGAGAUAUUGUUUGGGGCAAGGUUGUGGGCUUUCCAUGGUGGCCUGGACGUGUCCUUAGUGUGACGUCAGCUUCGAGAGCUCAUGUUGCAUGGUAUGCCUCGACGACAUCCUCUCUCAUGCCAUGUGAUAGUUUGAGCCCAUUCCUAGAAGACUAUAAGAUACGCUUUAAUAAGAAGAAACGGGGUCCCUACAAAGAGGCAGUGAAGCAAGCCAUGUUGGAGGCUAGGAGGAUAGAAUCUCAUACGGAUCCUCUAGCUAGUCCGACUCAUCAAAACCUCACAAAUGUUUCCCCACGCCCAAUUGAUGUGUUCUCCUAAUCGUGAUUGUACAAGGUUAUAACAAAACAUUGUGAUAUAUUAAUUUACCUGCACAAACUUUUGACCAUUAGUUGUAAGAAUUAUAGAAGCUGAAUGGACCAGCUAGCUUUCAUUGAACUAAUUUUAUAGAGUGUGCAAUAGUUAGUUGUCUUCUCAUAUCACAAUCUUAGGUUGGGUUGCACCAGAGGCGUGGUUAAAGUUAUGGUUAUAGUU
Molecule: messenger RNA, 1831 nt
Organism: Aricia agestis (brown argus)
Lineage: Eukaryota; Metazoa; Arthropoda; Insecta; Lepidoptera; Lycaenidae
Product: PWWP domain-containing protein 2A-like
Exons: 3
Coding region: 2-1618 (538 amino acids)
Cellular component (GO): nucleus; chromocenter
Molecular function (GO): chromatin binding
Source: RefSeq, a predicted model, not a curated record